AUGCAGCCGCUCACCGUAAGCGCCACCGAGCCCACAAAAGGCCGUCGUUGUUGGGAAUGUCGACGACGCCGAGUGGUCUGCGACUUCUCCAUCCCAGAGUGUAAUAAGUGCCGCGCAGCUGGGGUCGAAUGUCCCGGAUACGAUGCGAAGAAGCCGCUUCGAUGGCUGGAUCCAGGGAGAGUGUCUUCAAGGACGCGCAAGAAGAAGGUGGCUGUGGCGCAGCAGAAGAAUGAGGGCGAAAGUACAGAUGACCAAGAUAAGCAGCCUGUCAGCGCGGACGAUCAGCUGCAAGUCCGUGCUUCGAAUGUUCCUCGUGUUCAACUGGUCGAUAAGACGGGUACGAUUGUCCAAGCUGUGUACUACUACAAUUGUCAUAUACUCCCCGAAUAUACACCCCUUCUUCAACUGGGCGAGAAUCCAUUCAUCAUGGCAUUUCCCAUGAGUGGCGUGCAGUAUCUCCCCCCAGCGAUUCACAACACAUUGGUGUCCAUGGCUCUGGGUCAUCGCUUCCACCAGCUUCUCCCCCAGAACAGCCGCAGCGAUCUGUGUGAGUUGCGGACGCGGUAUUUCCACCACAGAGGCGAGGCGAUCCGGUCCGUCGGGGAGGCAAUCGCAAUGCCGGAGGCUUGCUGUACAGAUCUCGCUCUCAACGGGGUCAUGAUGCUACUAUUCACAGACUCCAGGCAGUCUACCUCGCCGGACUGGCGCCAUCACUUCGCCUGCGCGAUGAAACUAGUCGCGUAUCGUGGCGGCGUGGAGAACCUUCUCCAGUCGGCGCCGCACCUGCGACCCAUGCUGCUGUAUUUCAUGAUAAUCGGAGUCGUCAGCAACACGACCACGCCCCCCUCCGACCACAUCCUAGCCAGCGCGGACACGGGUUCCAUCAAGGACAUCUCUCAGCUCUACGGAGACGGGUUCUUCCCCAUCCUCCUCUGUCCUCCCACGUUGUUCAAGCACAUCAUUCGCAUCAACCACCUGCGGCGCCAGGCAUUCUCCUCCCCCUGCUCUCCGGAACACCUCCAGCCAGCAGCCACAGACCUGCUGGGACAAAUCACCGCUUUCUUGCCCGAGGACUGGGCCACGUCUACCUCGGCCCCGGACGAGGCAAUCCUCCUCGGCCACCUCUACCGCUGCGCAGUAACCCUCUACUGCCUCCUCUCACUCCAAUCCCUCUCUCUCUUCCCGCACUCAGCCCAAAUUCGCGCCAUGAAAAGAGUCCACGCGGCAAAUCUCACCCAGCAUCUGCGGCUUGCCUGUGCGUCCCCGGGAAUCGAUAAGUGCAUGCUUUGGCCGCUGUUUGUGGCGGGAAUGGCUGCGGACGGCGAUCUGGCUAUUUGCGGGUUCAUCGAGAAGAGACUCACAGCGUUGGCGGCGGGUGUAGGCUCGCCGAUCCCGCUUCUGGCGACAGUGGUGCUUAAAAGGGCGUGGGAGUCAGGGGGCGUGGGGUGGGAUGAAUGCUUCGAGCGGCCGUACUGUUUUGUGGUUUAG
Molecule: messenger RNA, 1488 nt
Organism: Aspergillus clavatus NRRL 1
Lineage: Eukaryota; Fungi; Ascomycota; Eurotiomycetes; Eurotiales; Aspergillaceae
Product: C6 zinc finger domain protein
Exons: 4
Coding region: 1-1488 (495 amino acids)
Biological process (GO): positive regulation of transcription by RNA polymerase II
Cellular component (GO): nucleus
Molecular function (GO): DNA-binding transcription factor activity, RNA polymerase II-specific; zinc ion binding; transcription cis-regulatory region binding
Source: RefSeq, a predicted model, not a curated record